AUGUCUCCCCAGCCUGACACACAUACAUUUCAAUUACAGAAACAUAUAAGCAUCAUAGAUCACCAGCCUCUGAGGAUGCACUGUAACUGCUGUGCCCUGGUGUCCAGCUCGGGCCACCUUACUGGCAGUAACCGAGGGGACGAAAUUGACCGCACCGGGUGCGUCAUCCGCAUGAACAAUGCCCCAAACGGAAACAAUUUCAAACAGGAUGUGGGCCGGCGCACUAGCCUGCGCGUCAUCGCCCACUCCAGCGUGCAGAGGGUGCUGCAGAGACGGCAGGAGCUGCUCAACGCCAACCAGGACUCUGUCUUCCUCUUCUGGGGACCCACCAGCGCCAUGCGACGCGACGGCAAGGGCAGGGUCUUCAACAACCUGCGUCUGAUCAACCAGCUGCUUCCCAAGCUCAAGGUCUACGUCAUCUCCCCCCUCAAGAUGCUGGAGUUUGACGAGCUCUUCAAAAAUGAAACGGGAAAAGACAGGAAGACCUCUAACUCGUGGCUGACCACUGGCUGGUUCACCAUGGCCAUUGCCCUGGAACUCUGUGACAGGGUCAAUGUCUAUGGCAUGGUGGCUCCGGACUUCUGCAGUACUCCCUCUCAUCUCUCGGUGCCGUAUCAUUACUAUGAGCCCUCUGGCCCAGACGAAUGCUCCCUGUAUCUCUCCCACGAGCACAACCAGAGCGGCGGCCACCACCGCUUCAUCACGGAGAAAACAGUGUUCGCCAACUGGGCCCAGAAGUAUGACAUCCACUUCUACCAGCCAGACUGGAGCCCGUCCUCCGCUCUCAAUGGAAGCAGCUCACACACACCUGCUCCAGCUGUCUCCUGAUACCAGACAGACAGUCAGACUGACAGACAGAAAGGUCCACAGGACCCGUGGCGAUCCGUCAUUCAGGGCAGGUGGGGAAGAGCCCCACCUGUUUUGA
Molecule: messenger RNA, 925 nt
Organism: Salvelinus namaycush (lake trout)
Lineage: Eukaryota; Metazoa; Chordata; Actinopteri; Salmoniformes; Salmonidae
Product: alpha-N-acetylgalactosaminide alpha-2,6-sialyltransferase 5-like
Exons: 5
Coding region: 1-828 (275 amino acids)
Biological process (GO): ganglioside biosynthetic process; oligosaccharide metabolic process
Molecular function (GO): alpha-N-acetylgalactosaminide alpha-2,6-sialyltransferase activity
Source: RefSeq, a predicted model, not a curated record